This is a messenger RNA of Knipowitschia caucasica, 771 nucleotides long. NCBI's taxonomy places the organism in Eukaryota, Metazoa, Chordata, Actinopteri, Gobiiformes, Gobiidae. The record is from the annotation of a GenBank genome assembly.
AUGCCUCCCCGCCGCGAUCCCCGGCGCACAAACCUCACGAGGGCCUCUGGGAUUUGGAUUACCGCACUUCCAACACAGUCUGCGACGGUCUACCAGAGUCUGCCACAGUCAACCAGAGUCUGCCACUGUCUACCAGAGUCUGCCACAGUCUACCAGAGUCUGCCACUGUCUACCAGAGUCUGCCACUGUCUACCAGAGUCUGCCACAGUCAACCAGAGUCUGCCACUGUCUACCAGAGUCUGCCACAGUCAACCAGAGUCUGCCACUGUCUACCAGAGUCUGCCACAGUCUUCCAUAGUCUACCAAAGUCUGCCACAGUCUACCAGAGUCUGCCAGAGUCUGCCAGAGUCUGCCAGAGUCUGCCAGAGUCUGCCACAGUCUACCAAAGUCUGCCACAGUCUACCAGAGUCUGCCACAGUCUACCAGAGUCUUCCACAGUCUACCAGAGUCUUCCACAGUCUACCAGAGUCUUCCGCAGUCUACCAAAGUCUGCCACAGUCUACCAUAGUCUACCAAAGUCUACCACAGUCUACCACAGUCUACCAGAGUCUGCCACAGUCUACCAAAGUCUUCCACAGUCUACCAAAGUCUUCCACAGUCUACCAAAGUCUGCCACAGUCUACCAAAGUCUACCACACCCGCAGCGUGCCGAGCAGAGGCGGAAACAGUCCCUCGGAACGGCAUCCGCGACUGCAGAAGCACAACAUGAGCCUGGAGGAGGCCCACCCACACAGAGGCGGAAGCAAAUAUGAGAGAAUCACAAAGAGGUGA